CUAUUGUAUUACGACGACCGGUUAACGGCAUUCGCAUCCAAUUUACGACAGCAUGUUUUUGUGAUCGCCUUCGAGAAAAUACACAGAUAUUACAGCUAUUUUAGCAUUUAUUCAGAGCAAUUACACAUUCAAGAAGAAGAAAAAAUGAAUAUACGAUGUGCAAGACCGGAAGAUUUGAUGAAUAUGCAGCAUUGUAAUCUGUUAUGUUUACCUGAGAAUUAUCAGAUGAAAUAUUAUUUUUACCAUGGAUUAUCUUGGCCACAGCUAUCCUAUGUAGCAGAAGAUGAAGAUGGUAAAAUUGUUGGUUAUGUACUAGCUAAAAUGGAAGAGGAUCCUGAAGACCAGGUACCACAUGGUCACAUAACAUCACUGGCAGUCAAAAGAUCUCAUAGACGAUUAGGUUUAGCACAGAAACUAAUGGACCAAGCAUCUAGAGCUAUGGUUGAAUGUUUCGAUGCACAGUAUGUCUCUUUGCAUGUCAGGAAGAGUAACAGAGCUGCUUUACAUUUAUACACCAACACACUCAAAUUUUCGAUAAGUGAGAUAGAACCUAAAUAUUAUGCUGAUGGGGAGGAUGCCUAUGCCAUGAGAAGAGUUUUAAAAGACUUUAAAGAUAAGUCAACCAAAGAUACAUCUUCUGUAAAAGCAAUAAAAGAUACCCCUGGUAAAAAAGAGAAAUCAAAAGAGAAGACAGACACCACAAAUAAAGAGACUAAAGAAUCAUAAAUAAGCCGGUUUUAGUAAUUUUUACAAACAUUAUCUCAGCAGUGUAUUAAUUUGUUGAUUUUCAUCUUCAACCAACUAAUGAUUUCCAGUUUCAAUAUUCUUGAAAAGAGUUCUUCUCUAUUCCUUUAAUUUUUUGAUAAAUUUGUCUAAAUGACAAAAGACUGUAAUGAAAAUCGUAUAAACAAUAUUUGUUGUGGCCUGAUAUUUCUCAUGACUUUUUUUUACUUCAGAUUAUUUAUGGAUUUCAGGACUGCCUUUAUUUAUACAUUCUUAACAAUUUGUAUUUGCUAAGUUGUGUAAAAGUGGAUUUGUUUAUUUUGGUUGAAAUAUUGAGUUUCUGCUUGAUUUAAAAGCUUAUUAAACACAGUAGUCUGAAUCUUGAAAUGUCAAGAAGUCAAUGAACAAAUAUAUAUAUUUUAUUGUUUGGGAUAGUUUAUAAUCGUAAAUUGCCAGGAAUUUAAAACUUAAUGAACCUCCAGUUCUAAAAGUUUGCUUUUCUUAUAAAUGUAUGUAUGUUUUACAUGUAUUUCAUAAAAAAAUUAUAAAAGAUUUUGUUGUUU
Mytilus californianus (California mussel) is the source of this 1286-nucleotide messenger RNA. Its product is annotated as N-alpha-acetyltransferase 11-like. The record is from RefSeq and is a predicted model, not a curated record. The transcript has 7 exons. The coding region runs from base 145 to 726 and encodes 193 amino acids. NCBI's taxonomy places the organism in Eukaryota, Metazoa, Mollusca, Bivalvia, Mytilida, Mytilidae. Gene Ontology annotation, cellular component: NatA complex. Gene Ontology annotation, molecular function: protein-N-terminal-glutamate acetyltransferase activity; protein N-terminal-serine acetyltransferase activity. Gene Ontology annotation, biological process: N-terminal peptidyl-glutamic acid acetylation.